Xenia sp. Carnegie-2017 is the source of this 1725-nucleotide messenger RNA. Its product is annotated as 52 kDa repressor of the inhibitor of the protein kinase-like. Bases 16 to 1725 code for a protein of 569 amino acids. The transcript is spliced from 4 exons. The record is from RefSeq and is a predicted model, not a curated record. NCBI's taxonomy places the organism in Eukaryota, Metazoa, Cnidaria, Anthozoa, Malacalcyonacea, Xeniidae.
UUCAUCAUCAGCUUCAUGUAUUUUCUUAGAUCAGAAGCUUCAGGGAAUUGCUUGUACAGUUCCGUGUCUUUGUCUCUGCUUGGUGAUGAUGGUGCAUUUUGUUUGUCAUGCGUGCUUUUUGGUCAUCGCUUCCCUGGUUUGCCUUUGCGUGGCCACCGUGAUGAUGCUAAAUAUCAUCCAGAGGUUGGUCAGUAUUCUACCGGGGGUGUUGGAAAUUUUGUGGAGACACUAAAUUUUAAAGUUCGUUCAGGGGAUGGUGUUUUAAGGGAUCACUUAACAUCUUGUGGGAAAAAUAGAAGUUACAUCUCUAAGACCAGCCAGAAUAAAAUGAUCAAGUGCUUUGGAGAGGUUAUUACUGAACAGAUUGUCAACGACAUUAAGGUUAAUAGGUUCUUUUCUAUUAUAGCUGAUGAGGCUGCAGAUUCUUCCCAUAGAGAGCAAAUGGCUCUAAUUUUACGUUUUAUUGAUAAGAAUAUGGACAUAAGAGAGGAGUUCAUUGCCUUUCUUCAAUGUAAGUGGGGAUUGAGUGGAGAGAACCUUGCUAAAUUAAUUCUAGAUAAACUUAAAGACCUUGGCUUGCCAAUUGAAGACUGUCGCGGACAAGGUUAUGAUGGUGCGGGUGCUGUUGCAGGUUGUGUUAAAGGUUUGGCUGCCCAAAUUUUGAAGCUCAACUCGAAAGCAUUAUAUACCCACUGUUAUAGUCAUAGGCUUAAUUUGUCAGUUUGUGAUUCUUUGUCAGAUAUUGAGGUUAAGAAAGUACUUAACAAAAUAAAAGAUGUGACAAAUUUUAUCAAUAUUUCUCAAACACGCAAUAUACCGUUUGAGGAGACUGUACGCAAUAGUUUAGAAACGGACUCAAAAAAGACUAGAUUGCCAGAUGUUUGUAGAACCAGAUGGGUAGAACGAGUUAAAGGUUUAGACACUUUCGAAGAAUUGUUUGUUCAAAUUUUGACACACUGGAUAACAUGGCAAAAGAAAUGUUUUGAUCUAACGCUUCCUGUUACUCAGCUUUUGCAAGGAAAGAGUAUUGAUGUUAUGGACGGGAUUGAGUUGAUCUCUUCUUUGAAAAGCAGUGUUGCACAUGUGAGUAAUUCUAUUGAUUCAUAUCAUGAUCAAUGGUACGACAUUGCUUUGACGUUAGCGGCAAAGGUUAGGGUAGAAGAAUGUAAACGUAGGACAAUUGGAAGGCAAACUACAAGGCCUAACGCUCCUUAUCGUUCUAUCUCGGAGUAUUACAAACGAAUCUAUACGAUUCCUUUAAUUGACCAUCUUCUCUCGUCUUUGGAUGCGCGAUUUGACACGGAAAGUGUAAAUGUUUAUCAAGGACUAAGUAUUGUUCCAACAAAAAUGUUUUCUCUUAUAAAAAAUGGGAUUGACUGGAGACAUAAAUUUAAGAUUGUUUCAAAAUUUUAUGUUGCUGAUUUACCCAAUCAGUUAGGUUUAGAUGCAGAGUUAUUAUUAUGGCAAUCCUUCUGGGAACAUCGUAAAGGUCCUUAUCCAUGUAAUGUAGCUACAACUUUAAAAGCUAUAAAUUUUGAUGGUUUUCAAAACAUAAAGGUCAUACUUCAAAUAUUAGGAACCCUUCCCAUAACUUCAUGCGAAUGUGAACGUUCGAUUUCAGCGCUGCGAAUUCUUAAAGAUUAUAAGCGGAGUACUAUGGUUGAGGAACGGUUAAAUGGUCUUGCUCCAAUGAAAAUUCAUCAGGAAAUUCUUCCAGAUGUGUAA